Messenger RNA from Aureobasidium melanogenum CBS 110374, 1638 nucleotides. RefSeq lists its product as uncharacterized. Lineage: Eukaryota; Fungi; Ascomycota; Dothideomycetes; Dothideales; Saccotheciaceae. Gene Ontology annotation, biological process: DNA-templated transcription. Bases 1 to 1638 code for a protein of 545 amino acids. Gene Ontology annotation, molecular function: DNA binding; zinc ion binding. The record is from RefSeq and is a predicted model, not a curated record. The transcript is spliced from 2 exons.
AUGCGUCAAAUUGAACAGACGGCACAUCAUCAAGAAGACAGUACCUCCAAUUCUGGAGACGAAGAAAACACAGAACUGGUUAACCAACUCUCUGCUCGCCUGGGCUCGCUCCGUUUGGCCCCCGAUGGCAAGCUACGAUAUUUUGGUACCGCAUCGAAUCUGCAUCUGAUAGACAAUCAGAACAAGUCUGGCGAGAAUUUCAUGCUCCAUACACCUUCAAGGGUCAACAUCCAGCGUCUACUCGAGGUCGCCGACCUUAGCCAAGAGGUAGAUAUACAGCUCGAGGAUCACCUUUUACGGUUGUUCUUCACUUGGCACAAUCCCAGCAGUUAUAUAGUGGACGAGGAAGUCUUCUAUAUGGCUAGACAAAGUUGGUUCAAUACGGGAGUUCAGAACAGCUAUUAUAACGAUGUUCUGAAGGAUGCGAUGUGUGCCAUAGGUGCUUCCUUUGGGAGCCAUGCCAACAUGUCACUCAUUACUUACCCUAGGUCAAUGCCUCAAUUCUUUUCGGAUCGAGCAAAGAUCCUCCUCGACUCUCACCUCGAUAGCCCAUGUGUAGCCACAGCUCAAGCACUUGUGAUACUCGCAAGCUACGAAGAAUCAUGCCAAAACAUCGCUCGAGGCUGGUUGUUCGGCGGCAUGGCAAUGAGAGUAGCUUUUGAUCUCGGCCUCCACGUUGACAGUGCAGGAUACGUGGCUCAAGGUAUCUUGACUGUGGCCGAAGCUCGUGCAAGACAAGUAGCUUUUUGGGGCUGCUAUCUUUCAAACUUGCUUUGGAGUUUCCACCUUGGUCGUCCUUUCUCGCUCGAUGACAGCGAAGUGACAGUGCCAAAGCCCGAUCCCAAGACUCUGCCAUCAAAUCCUACUUGGCAGCCUUACUCAAUUCCUUCCCUUCAGUUCGUGCCUGGCGCUAUGCAACAUGAUGCUUCUCAGCUACCAGACAUUACACCACAGAUUUUCCACCACUGGAUCUUCCUUUGCCAGAACAUUGCUGUCGUGGGCCAUGCACUCUACUCGUACACAUCAAUAUCCAAACCAGCACUCCAAGAGCUCUGCGAAGAAACCACGACUGAGUUGUUCCAUUGGAAAGACUCUCUACCUCCUCAUCUUCAGAUCGACACUUCCGAUACUAGCACCGUAAAAUUACCUCAGCUGCUCAUGUUGCAUAUGGAAUACCACCACCUUCAGAUCUUCCUGCACAGACCAUGGACAAGCUCUCAAUUACAACCACAGCCCUUGCAAGGAGCAGGUGUACAUCAUGCCCGCCAUGUGUGCGCUACUUCAGCAACGGAGAUCGCUCGUCUCCUCCGCAUCUACGAGAAUCAAUAUACCUUCCGCUUCAUCAACGUCGAGAUUAUACGCAUACUCUCUUCAGCAGCACUGAUCUUGAUCUUUGCCACCGUACCAUUACCACAUAGAGAAAUUGAUGUCGAGAUGACCGGAUACCUCAACACAUGUUUCCGAGCACUGGAAGAUCUUGGUGGAAGGUAUGAUUCAGCAAAGGAGACGAGGUGUACGCUUUUGGCUAUACAGAGAAGAUGGAAUGAUCUCUAUGGUAGGAAUACAGGACAGAAGAGAGGACCUAGCAUGAGGGGCUCCACAAGUCAAGGCAAGAGGGUCAGAGGAGGCCCUUUAUAG